Nicrophorus vespilloides is the source of this 1890-nucleotide messenger RNA. It is a transcript of the gene Rexo5, whose product is annotated as putative RNA exonuclease NEF-sp. The record is from RefSeq and is a predicted model, not a curated record. Gene Ontology annotation, molecular function: nucleic acid binding; exonuclease activity. The coding region runs from base 135 to 1841 and encodes 568 amino acids. Lineage: Eukaryota; Metazoa; Arthropoda; Insecta; Coleoptera; Silphidae. Gene Ontology annotation, cellular component: nucleus. The transcript has 3 exons.
UAUGUUGAAGUUGAUGCACGUGUAGUUUUAGUUGGUUUAGAAAAGAAAAACAAAUAUUUAAAUUAAUUAAAUUGUGAAAAGGUGAGCCACUUUUCUUACAUAUAUGACCGAUUGGUUAAAAAAAAAUCAUCAAAAUGAAGGGUGGAAAGAAUCUAAAAAAGAAGACGGUCAUACUGAAGACAAUGGAACAGUUUGAUAAUAUAUGUGACACAAGUUUGAAGAAGGAGCCUGAGACAGAGCCAAGUGCGAAGCGGCUAUGUACAGUUGGCAGUCAGAAGAUAAAUUUUAAUUUGCGCUUGCAGGGUGAGGAGGCAAGACUUUCAGUACCAUAUGAUAAUCGAAUUCCUUUAUAUAUACCUGAUAUAAAUUACCUACUUAUCUAUACACAAAGAUUGCAGAAGACACCAUAUCCUCUGAAAUGGUGUGGUUUCACAAAGCAAAAUUUACUGAGCACUGUGAAUAUACUGAUUGUGGAAAAUGUGUCUCUGUACCAGUAUGAAGCAUACAGCAGUAACUUUGAAAAACUAAAUGAAGCGUUUGAUUUCAAAUUUGAAGUUGUCAGUCCAAGCUCUUAUAACAGAGAUACCAUCAUGGAUAUUGCCACCAUUCCAAUGACACACAAUGAGAAAGUGAACUAUUUGAAGAAGUAUGGGACUAUUGAGAAGGCUGCAGAAGAGUGCAAGAAACUGUUUGAUUUAGAGAUAUUUCCAACUGCAACAGUUGAAGAUGAAGAGGAGGUACAGAGUUUACCCAAUAUUGAUAAAUUCCCGAGGACGCAACUGCUGUUGUCUGGAUGGCAAAUGAUUGAGGAGAAUUUCCCGUUACCAAUUCGCGGACUAAUGGAGAGGAAGUACAAGGGAUAUGUUUUAACGAAGGAUGAGUAUCAGGAGGUCACAGCUAACAGUCCGAUGUACGGUUUGGAUUGCGAAAUGUGUCUGACCGCUAUUAACGAGUCCGAGUUGACGCGUGUUUCGGUUGUCGAUGAGCAAAUGAAAGUGAUUUACGAAGAAUUGGUGAAGCCGCCAAAUAAGAUCACUAAUUAUCUGACAAGGUAUUCGGGGAUCACGGCUAAGAUGAUGGCACCGGUAAGGAAGACUUUGGAAGAUGUGCAGAAGGAACUGAGGGAUGUGUUACCACCAAAUGCUAUACUAAUCGGACAAUCGUUAAGUAAUGAUUUGCACGCCUUGAAGAUGAUGCAUCCAUAUGUCAUAGAUACUAGUGUUAUAUUUAAUUUGACGGGGCAAAGGGAUAGGAAAUCGAAAUUACAAAUAUUGAGUAGUCAGUUUCUGCAGGAGAACAUACAGAAUUCGCGACAGGGGCAUUGUUCCAUCGAGGACAGUUCGGCGUGCGUAAAGCUGACGAAACUGAAACUUUCCAAGGAUCUGUUAUUCGGUGAUGCGGUGCUCAACAAAGGUUUCAGAAAGUUCGAUAGCGUGCAGCAGGACAGCAUCAGGUACGGGAAGAGCCUGCUGACCGAACUAACGUACGAUCUGAAUAAGAAGGCUUGCGUCAUCGGCAGUGAAGAUGCGAUCAAUAAAUUCAAAUCGUGUACGUACAAGCAGGACGCGCUGCAGAAUCCGUUGAUCGGCUUCAGCGUUCACAAUUCCAACAAGGAAGUGGUGAACGCUCUCCUGGAUCAGAUGACCAACAACAACAUAAACCUGGCGCAUUUGGAGGCGCCGAAAGACCACUGCGACGAUUCCACUGACCUGGGAUUCCUGAAGAAACUGGACAGGUGGUCGGGCAAAAUAGUCGACUCCAGUCCGUCGAAUAGCAUAAACAUUGUUUUAUUCACUGGGAACGCCUCGAGCAACGGCUGUUGCUUCAUAAAUAUCAAGUAAAUGCUAUAUUAUAAUAUUAAGAUAUUAAAUAAUUAAUAUUUAUUUUUAA